Pistacia vera is the source of this 613-nucleotide messenger RNA. RefSeq lists its product as uncharacterized. Bases 42 to 446 code for a protein of 134 amino acids. Lineage: Eukaryota; Viridiplantae; Streptophyta; Magnoliopsida; Sapindales; Anacardiaceae. The record is from RefSeq and is a predicted model, not a curated record. The transcript has 2 exons.
UUGAUGGCGACUUACUGAGUUAGGGAAACUGAGAGAGAGAGAUGUCGAUACUGUGGGAGAAGAGUGAGACAUGGAGGUGGAUAGUAAGAAAGACUAGGGACUCAAAGCCCUUCUUUUUCGCAUUCGCCACCGUAUGCGGUGUCGUUCCAGGUGUGAUCGGCUACUGCGUCAUGCAGCUUACCAACUCUCGUAACCCCCAGCUCGAAGCCCAACUCCGCCAGACCGCCCGCCCCGAUUCCCUCAUGAUGGGAAAGGUAAAUCAAGAGAGACUAGCGGAGUACCUUGGGGAGCUGCAGCGGAAAGAGGAUACAAAUGACAGAUAUGUAGCUGCUCUGAGAGGAGAGACACUUACUAGGAAACCUUAUGUGAGAAUUCAACCAAUCCGAAAGGAAAAUACUACGGAAGCUGACAGGGAUUCCAAAACUGACAAAGCUCCAAAGAAGUAGAUUCCGAGAUGGGAUCUACUGUUUGUGCAAAUGCUUUCUGAUUUUAGGGAUUCAGAUACCUUGAUUGAAAACCUAAAGGUUAAUUUGUGAACGUUAUGCUAAAUUUUGUGGGUUGUGCUUGUGAUGGAAUAAUUCAAGGUUUGGCCUUUAUUGGCAGUGUUUUUUUC